Molecule: messenger RNA, 1143 nt
Organism: Ostertagia ostertagi
Lineage: Eukaryota; Metazoa; Nematoda; Chromadorea; Rhabditida; Trichostrongylidae
Source: the annotation of a GenBank genome assembly
AUGGCCAGCAUGCAAGGCUGGCGAGUUGAUAUGGAAGACGCGCAUGUAGUAGAGGUGUCUAUGGCAGAUCGGGAGCCGUAUAAAGACUGGUCAUUUUUCGCUGUAUUUGACGGACAUGCAGGAAAUGUUGCAGCAGAUGAUGCUGCUGAAAACAUCAUGAAAACCCUCAUGGAAACUCCACAAUUUGAGAAGGUCACGGAAGAAUUGAAAUCUAAUGGCGGUGUUCUGUGCGAGAAAUCCAUCAUACUACUUGAGGAUGGAAUCAAGGCUGGCUUCCUCAAGUUGGACGAAAAUAUCCGUACCAGGCUAGACUCGGACCGCAGUGGUUCAACAGCUGUCUGCGCCAUGAUUACUCCAACGCACAUCAUUAUUGCAAAUCUUGGCGACUCCCGAGCGGUAGUUUCGCGCAAAGAUGAGGGAUCGUUCGGUACGGAAGAUCAUAAGCCUUACCACGACAAGGAACGAGAGCGAAUUGUUGGUGCGGGCGGAUCAGUAAUGAUUCAGAGAAUUAAUGGCAGCUUGGCAGUUAGCAGAGCGCUAGGAGACUUUGAGUACAAGAACGUUCCUGGCUUGGAACCCAACAAACAACUUGUGUCCCCUGAACCAGAUGUAGCGCUAGGAGACUUUGAGUACAAGAACGUUCCUGGCUUGGAACCCAACAAACAACUUGUGUCCCCUGAACCAGAUGUGUAUGUGCUUGAAAGGCAAAAGGACAAAGAUGAGUUUUUGGUUGUUGCUUGUGAUGGAAUCUAUGACGUCAUGGAAAAUGAAGAACUUUGUCGAUUUGUUGAAAGUCGGCUCCAUGUCUGUGAUGAUUUGAAUCAGGUGCUUGAUGCUUGUUUGAGUAAAGGAUCUCGAGAUAACAUGACAAUGAUUGUGGUUUGUUUCGAAGCUGCUCCGUCAAUUGAUAAGGAGAAAGUCGCUUCCGAACAGAUAUGGAAGGCACAGAUGCUAGCGUCAAUCAAUGAUGUGAUUGCGGAAGAAACAUCAAAACCGGGAUGGAGUGAAAAUGAUGAAAUGAGUAUCGAAUUCAUUCUACGAGAGUUAGCACAACGAAAUUUGUCUUCUGGAGGCGGCCCCGCACAUAUGUUACGUUCGCUUGCUGAUCAGGUCUUAACGGAGAAGGGAAUCAAACACGACUAG